CGCAACCCACGGUCUCCGCUGGCCGCGAGCUCGUCGUCGGCGCCGAGGGGAGGAGCGCACCGGAAAACCCGGCAUGGACUCCGGCCGGCGUCGCUUCCCGCCGCUCCCAGCACCGCGUGCAGACGCAUUAGUGCGCUAGAGCUGGGACAGUGGACGAGCUCUUCUAUGUGAUUCCACCCGGUGUUCGCGUCAAGACUGAAUCGCAGGAGCCAGGAUUACACGGAGGAUGUACGGAAACGCGGAGUGAUGGCAAAAGCGACACACACACACAUUUGAUGGACGGAUUUCACCAGACUGAACUUCCACAUUUUGCGCCUCUAACACCUUAAAUCUUUUCACAUAGAUGUUUCAGAUUGCUGAGCAGAAAGGAUGACAUCGGAGGCUGCGGUCUCCACACCUGCUGCCAUAAGCAGCAGCCCUGCCAGGAGAGACUACUACUGGCUUCGCUCCUUUAUAGCUGGAGGUGUAGCAGGAUGCUGUGCCAAGACCACCAUCGCUCCUCUGGACAGAGUCAAGAUUCUUCUUCAAGCCCAGAACCCCCAUUACAAACAUCUGGGCGUGUUUUCUACUCUCACAGAAGUUCCAAGAAAAGAAGGAUUCCUCGGUUUAUACAAGGGUAAUGGGGCAAUGAUGGUCCGGAUUUUUCCUUAUGGAGCUAUCCAGUUCAUGGCAUUUGACAAUUAUAAAAAGCUGCUUAGUAAACAGAUUGGGAUCUCGGGUCACAUCCACCGCCUCAUGGCAGGAUCUAUGGCAGGGAUGACGGCGGUGAUAUGCACUUACCCACUGGACGUGGUCCGCGCUAGGCUGGCCUUCCAGGUGAAAGGAGAGCAUCGCUACACUGGAAUUGUCAACGCCUUCCACACCAUCUACCUUAAGGAAGGGGGCUUUUUGGGCUUCUACAGAGGACUUACCCCAACCCUCAUUGGAAUGGCCCCAUAUGCAGGUUUUUCAUUCUUCACCUUUGGCACCCUGAAGAGCCUCGGCCUGAAACACUUCCCAGAAACGCUGGGACGCCCCUCCUCAGACAACCCCAACGUCCUGAUCCUGAAACCCCACGUCAACUUGCUUUGUGGAGGCGUUGCUGGUGCCAUCGCUCAGACAAUAUCGUACCCCUUGGACGUGGCCAGGAGAAGAAUGCAGUUAGGUUCCAUUCUCCCUGACUCAGAGAAAUGCACAUCGCUGACCAAGACCAUAAAGUACGUGUAUAAGACGUAUGGAGUGAAGAAGGGACUGUACCGAGGCCUUUCUCUCAACUACAUCCGUUGUGUCCCCUCCCAGGCCGUCGCCUUCACCACAUAUGAGUUCAUGAAGCAGGUUCUCCACCUGAAUUAGCUGCUCCGUCUGGGCCUGUCCACUUCCUUUUAGAGGAGUCCGAGGCUCCACUCUAUGUCUUAACCUCUUAAGCAGUCAGUCACUGCUGGAAAAACUGGAUGACUAACUGUGUCUGUCCUGUUUCAUUAGCAUUUGCAGCGUCUUUUAUCCGUGUCCUCAUGCAAACUGCAGGGCAACUUUCUCUUGUUCAGCUGGUUGGGGGUUUUGCAGUAACCACAUCUUCUUUCGCACUAUUUUAACCUUCCUCAUUCACACAGUCUUGCAUGUCUUUAUCUUUCUGUUUUCAUCUGGCUCCAUCUUACACUGACGCCAGCCUAAAAAAAGGUUGAUCAUUAUCUUGUUAGCUUUUACACAGGGAAGAUAGUGAAGCACAUUCAUUCAAAUGGUAUGUCACAGUUAAUCUUCAACUACACACCUUUAUUAUUAUGUCUUCUUCCUAUUUGGCUGUUUGCUUUUUGGAACGGCAGUAUGUUCUGUAAUGUUCUGUUCGGGUCUUAAUGCGUCUGCGUGUGGGAGGCUUUAAGUUGAGGAGGUGUUUGUGUACACUUGCCUUCUUUUUCAACACAAAUCUGAAAUAAUGUAGUUUUGCUAUUUUCUCUUGCAGUUAUCUAAUGGUACCUAGGAUUUAACUGCCAAACUUUGACUAGGGUGUUGCUGUUUGCAUUUUAAUUGCAGUUCAUUUGUUGAUUGUUGUUAAUGUACUCCUGUGUCUAGCGUGUGAAUUCACUAGUUUAAGAAAGAUGCAGGACUGAAAUGUCAGGUGUAGCAUUUUCCAGGAAGGACUCAGGAGAAAUUUGCACUUCAGGACUGUUUUAUCUUCAUUUUUUUUAUAGACCUAGAGACUUGUUGCCACUGGGUGGCAGCAUUGAUUAUAAGUUAUAUUGUUUACCAUCAGAGCUGAAUGCAACAAUAAUUUUUCAUGCAUCUAUAAUGAAAUACAAGUCAGCGAAGAAGGCUAAUGAUUUUGCUGUUUGUCUCUUCCAAAGAUCAUUUUUAGAGAUUACGAUGUCCACAUUAGUCGCACUAUAGGUACAGAGUGGUCGUUUGCUUUCUUAGUUAUUGAGGAAUGGUGAAUUUCUUAGUGUCUUUUCAAUUUAAUGUGCAGCAGGCCUUCUACUUAUCACUGAGGUUUGCAGAGGAUUCACCGGCUUGCUAUUUAUGCAGCCUCCUAUGCAGCUUUGUGACUUGUUCUGCAUUCAGUGCUUUACUUCCCCAGAGAGGUCACAACGUUUGGUCGGUUGCAUAUUUACUGAUGGUUCUGUGUCUAAACAUCACAAUGAUUUAUGGAGAGAUAAAGAGGACCAUUGGAGAAGCGAUCAGAUAGAGUUGAGAGAGAGAGAUAGGUUGGGAGAACAGUCACAGGGUGUCGUAUUAUGUAAAGUGUGUGUUGGGUGUUUGGCUGAAGUUUGUGUUUAUUAAUGUUGUUAGCGCUCAGAUCAGGUGAUCUUUUGGGUUCACUGCCUUUGAAUACUGCAACGCAGUUCCUUACUUUACUGUUUUGCAGAUGUCAUUUUAAAUGGGAUAAUAUUUUUGCUGAUCAUCCUAUGAUACACUCACUAACACUUAUUAGGAUAGAAAAAACUGCGAUGUCUCCUUUGGAGGCCCGUUGCCAUGACGCUGUGGUGCCUAUGAUAAAGUGGCUCGCCAUGUGGCGGUCUGAUUGAAGGCAUGUAAUGAGAGCUUGAGGCCCAGAGAUUCUCUGGCUGAAAUGAGCCACGAGUUGAGGAUUAAUGUAACUGGAUACAGAAAGGUCCUUGAAGACAAGCUCCUCCAGAGUGAGACCUGACACCGGGGCGACGGGUCGCCUUUCAGCAUGACAAUGAGCCAUCGCUAUAGAAGACACUGGAGCAGCGACGGGACAAAGCCUUUACUGUCCUUGACUGACUCAGACAAACCUUAAAACAGUGUAUGUAACAGGAAAAAGUGUGGAGAUGUUAAGACUUCCUGCUGACUGAACACUUUGAAGGCUGUUUACUGUAGAUGAAGUGGGCUUUUAAAAAGGCUUCAGUCGCCUCUUAGCAGCUGGAACGUCGGACUGCCGGUAAAUCUUCAGACUCUUGACCUUGACGUGUUGCACCAUACCACGAUUUAAAUUUUGCGUGUUCUUGAACCGACCGUCUGGGGGGAAAAAAAAAGAAAUCUGUGAACAAUCAUUUUCCUGGAUGCUCUUUAAAUGUGUGAGCAAGUAAGCAAAUGCAACGUGAGAGCGUUGCUAUAAUUUGCCCGGCGUAUCGAGGCCAGGCUGCACAACAGCAGCUCUGAGAGGACUCUGCCGUGGCUUCAGCUCAGACUGUCUAAUAAACUGAGCUGAGUGGGAACGUAACUCUUAAAUGCCAAGUGUGUGCAGCGGCAUCCAGCUGUGCCCCCUGCCUCCCCGGGCCUGAGAGUAUAAUUACACACUGUCAUUGCCGAUGCUGGCAGCUAAUAUGUGGGUAAUGUAUUUUUCAGCAGCACUGAGCACUUUUUAACUGUCAUCCACAGUUCAGCUGUUUCACCCAAGCCUUCGUUUACGUUCUGGUUCCCGCGUUCGGUCCCACUUUCGUGAUCUCAUGGCUGCUUUUAGUUAGAUGAUCUACGAACAAAUUGGCUCUCUUCCUGCUGCUCGCUACAACAGAUUGUGUACAGAGAUGUGUUCAUAUUUAUAAAUAAAGAUGUAAAAUGUAA
This is a messenger RNA of Betta splendens (Siamese fighting fish), 3996 nucleotides long. RefSeq names its product solute carrier family 25 member 16 (gene slc25a16). Bases 370 to 1332 code for a protein of 320 amino acids. Gene Ontology annotation, biological process: transmembrane transport. The transcript has 11 exons. Lineage: Eukaryota; Metazoa; Chordata; Actinopteri; Anabantiformes; Osphronemidae. Gene Ontology annotation, cellular component: mitochondrial inner membrane. The record is from RefSeq and is a predicted model, not a curated record.